AUCACCUUCAGAGAAGACACUUGACAAGACAACACAGACGUCACAGAAGUCAACACAUUCACUUCACAGAAGACGAGAUGGAAAGUCCAAUGAAUUUUUACCUUAGCACAUUGGAGGAGCAGGCACGGUGUGAACUCAGUGACAACGAGGCCACACUCACCCAGAGCUCAACCGAGGGGAGAGUCCUCCUGGACGUCCAGGAGGACAUCCUGGCAAAUAUUCUGGAUCUGCUCCAAGAAAAGAGGGAGAGUGUCGACUGGAGCCAAGAGAAACAAAAGCUACUGAAGGAGAUUUGUGGUCUGAGAGCACAGCAGCAGCAUUUGUCUCCGGCUCAAAGUCACCAACAGGAGACACUCACCACCAUCAGCAACCUACACAGCCAACUGGAGCUGAUGAAGAAAGAGAAGGAAGCCCUAGUUAGGGAAUUGGACACAACGAGGUCGCAGCUCCGCACCAACGCGAGGUCACCCGCAGAGGCCCGUACCAACAAUAAGUUGGAGAACCAACUGAGAUGUGAGAUUGUUAAAGCUCAAAAACACCUUGAGCACCAGGCCCGCAUCAUCAGACUUCUCCAGCACAGAUCGGCGCAAGCGGAACAACAAAAAUGCGCUCUUCUGAGACAGUUGGAGGCAGCGAAGUUGGAUAUGGACCACAUACUGCAGUUUUGUGCACUCAGCACCAACCUGGAGCUUGAGCUGGAGAGCGUCCUGAAGGCAGAGCAACUGCAAGCUCAGAAAAAUCAUGAGCAGCAGUCCUCCCUCCUCAAGCGCCUUCAAGAUCGCUUGAAGCAGAUGGAGGAUGAAAAAGAGGCCUCUCAAGCACAGUUGGGAAAGGACAAAAAAUACAAGAACCAACUUGCGAUUGCUCUGAAGAGGGCUCAGGAGGAGCACAAGACCAAAGAGCUCCAGUGGCAGGAGGAGAAGUCCACCCUCACUGCCCAGCUGCACAGACUGCAGGCACAUUUGGCCGAGCCAAACCUGCAAGAAACCAACAGAAACUGUCUCGCAGCUCAAAAGUUAAAGUUCGAUCUCAAGCUGCAGAAAGAACAUCAAGAAUGGGAAAAGGAGAGGACCGCCCUGCAGCAGGAAAAUGACAACCUCACUGCUGCUCUAAAGAAUGCAAAAGACCGGUUGAAAAAACACCGCAACACGUGGCAGGAGGAGUGGUCCACCCUCACUUCCAGGAUUGACAAGCUGCAGGAGAGCCACGAGGCCCAGCUAAAGCUGCAAGAAACCAACAGAAACAACUAUCUUGCAGCUCAGAAGAUAAAGUUCGAUCUCAAACUACAGGAGGAGCAACAAGGAUGGGACAAGGAGAGGACCGCCCUGCAACAGAAAAACGAUAACCUCGCUGCUGAUCUACAGAAUGCAGAAGACGAGUUGCAAAAACAGUGCAACAUGUGGCAGGAGGAGCUGUCCACCCUCACUUCCAGGAUUGACGAGCUGCAGGAGAGCCACGAGGCCCAGCUAAAGCUGCAAGAGGACAGCAACAAGAACUUUGUCUCUGUCCUCAAGAAAACGUUCGAGGACCAGCUGCAGAACGACUACCAGAGAUGGCAUAAAGAGAGGAUUUCCCUGCUGCAGGAGACUGAGAAGGCUAGAGUUUCUUAUGAAGCUCAGCUGAAAGACAAGCAGCAGGACAACAACGCCCUCAGCGCCACUCUGAAGAAUGCACAAGAAGAGCUGCAAAGUAACAGCGACUUGUGGCAGGAGGAGCGGUCCACCCUGACUUCCCAGCUGGACAGAUUGAGGGAAACUCAUCUCGUCCAGCUGCAGACAUUGGACAAUGACCACAAGAACCUGGCAACUGCUCAAAGGACGACGUUUGAUGAUCAGCUGCGGAGCGACCGUCUCCUUUGGCAGCAGGAGAAGAACUCCCUGCGGCACGAGAUGGAGCAAGCAGGAGCCGCCCACGAGGCUCAGCUGAGAAAUCAACAAGAGGACAACAGCACCCUGACGGCCGCUCUGACGAAGGCAGAGUCGGAGUUGCAGAGGCACACUAACAUGUGGCAGGAGGAGAAAGCAUCGCUCCUCCAGGCCACCGAAAGCCUCAGAGUGACUCUGCUUGAAAAGGAGCAGGCCGAGGCCUCCCUCACGUCCCAGCUGGAGGACCUACAGAGCCAGGUUGACAAGAAGAAGAAGAAGAGAAAGUGGUACAAGCUCUUCUGAUUCUUGGCUCAAGACAAAGACAAAGUACCAAAAAAGACAUCACGCAUUAAUUCUUGUAUAGCUGUGUGGAUUAAUCGUCCACUCGGAAAGUGAUUUUCCGCUGUAAAAAAUUGGUCCUCACAGCUAUAUGAUAACUAAUGCAAGUGCAUCAGUUCUUCUGAACUUGUAAGGAUUGCUCUUGACCCCCAGGAAGUGAAUUUUUGGGGGUCAAGACUCAAUUUCACACUCGGAAAGUAAAUUUCUGAUGUAAAAUUGGUCCUCACAAGUAAAUAAGAACUAAUGCACACCCAGCCGUCCGUGGAGAGGGGAUCUCUCUUUGAAUUGCCUCCCCCGAGGUUUCUUCCCAUGUCCAUCUGCCUGUCCUGAUGUUCAUGGGGAGU
Molecule: messenger RNA, 2548 nt
Organism: Plectropomus leopardus (leopard coralgrouper)
Lineage: Eukaryota; Metazoa; Chordata; Actinopteri; Perciformes; Serranidae
Source: RefSeq, a predicted model, not a curated record